Molecule: messenger RNA, 1176 nt
Organism: Lentinula edodes (shiitake mushroom)
Lineage: Eukaryota; Fungi; Basidiomycota; Agaricomycetes; Agaricales; Omphalotaceae
Exons: 4
Coding region: 337-990 (217 amino acids)
Source: RefSeq, a predicted model, not a curated record
CCAGUCUCCAGUUCUUUUAAUUUCUUUACCCUUUCUUCCCCUACGGUUACCUUCUUUUCUACUCGUAGACGCGCAAGCUCGUCAACUUCUUUCUUCAUCACUAGGUCUCCCAAGUUCUAGGAGCUCUUUCAACUUCAUCUUCACAGAAGCAGCUGUGCUUGUUUCUUUCGUGGUCCUUUCUCAUAAUUCAGAAGGCUAUCACAGUUCCUCACUGCCCAUAACUGUGUCUGGAGCACAGUAGAUAGUGGACGUGGUAUCAGCACCAGGGCAAUCGCUAAAAAUUUCGCUACUACUUUCUUUACAUUUUACGCCCUCUCAAUACUAUUCAUCAUCGGCAUGUCGUUGACUGUCCAGUCCUGGCCCGGAAUUGCCCUUAUUUUAUGGGCUUACCUCAUAAGGAUAACCAUAGGUGCACCAAUUCCUGUAACAUCCGAGGGUCUUGGUGAAAUAGGAUCCUUGAGCAGUAUCGCUCCAAUGGCAUUCGCGUUUGCUGUCGAAGCAUCCGGGGAUUUUAUGGAUUUCGUGUUGGAGUCUGAGUCGGGACUAGGCCUUGAAAGUCUCGAAAACUCGCGCGAAGAUAUCUUGGAUGCUUUUGAUGUGCAGAUGAAUAUUAAUGAUGCGGAGCGGAUUUUAGCACUCGGGGAGCCUGAGCCAUUUUACCUGGAUUUUGACCUUGAUUGCGAUUCCGAUACGGAUGCUUUCGAGGACGAAGACUAUGUUGUCAUUGAUUUCGAUGACUAUAUUGACGUUGAUAGAGAUGAGGUCUAUGAUAGAGACGAGGACUACGUCGACAUUCGUGAGAACGAAAGCUAUGUUGCCACCGAUUCCAGCGACAAUGAUCUGCUUAAGCUAGGCGACGAGGACAAUAUUGUCGCAGACCUCGAUUGGGAUAAGGUUCGAACGGAGACGCUCAAGUUCAACCAAGUUAACAGGAAAAGGUCGCGGAGACAGCUGAUGAACCCGUAUAUACCUCCUUACAAGAUUGUUUAGGGUCGUAUUGCGAUUUUCCAGCUUGACGCCUGAAAAUAUCUAUGGCUAAGCGCCGAGCAAGACCAAUCAACAAUUUAUGUGACCUCUACGAUUGAUUAAACUCCUCUCUGUAAUUUCUAUCUCACUGAGGGACGCUUGUGAUAAGACGCAGCGGACAAGAUUCACAGACGCAGUGGCGAAGUAUCU